UCCAUUCAGUGUCUCGUUUUCAGCGUUAGCAUGUUUACGUUGUGCAUGUCACGCGGUCCUCCACCCUUACAGCAGGACCAUGCGAACGAAAGAAAGUCUUUCAAUAAGAAGAAGAUCAUUAAGGGAGGCUUCCUGCUACGUUACCAACGUGGUUUUUUUUGUAAAGGCUGGUGCGAAGAGUGGGUGGUACUGUUCGAAGAUUCCACCCUCGCAUGGUACGCGGAUAAGACCUUAAGUAGACCGCGGGGUUACGUCAGAGUGGGGGAAGCCCCGGAACUGUUGGCGGUGGGCGAGUGGACCCGAAAAGUGCCGAGGAAGCCCCGAUUUCCCCGGUCCUGUCACAUUAAUCAGCUGUUGGCGGUGGGAUGUCAUAGAACGCAUGACGUGCAUUGGCUAAUGGCUACCACACCAGCAGAAAUGAAUGACUGGAUGACUGCAAUAAGCAAUACGCUACCCCCACCCCCAAAUAUUCCGAUCACAGACAAGAGGUUGACUUUAACACCGGAAAAGGUCAUCGCCAACGGACAUGCUCACCCAGUAGCCAACGGUUGCGCCACCAUCAUCCCCAACGGUAAAAUCCCAUCGGCACCACAACCGCCGACCACCACGAAGACAAAAUCGACUUGCUCAAAACCACAAUGCUACGCACCAAAUACCCAAGCCCUUAGCACAAAAAAAGACGUAAAAAAGGAUGGACUUUAUCACAAUGACCAUACAGUGUUAGCAGGUGUAUGCGUGGAUUGGGGUCAGGGUUGGGGCUGGUCGGGACAAGUGAACGCUAUCGCACCCCAAAUAUCCUUCACAACGGAAAUGAUCGGCACUAGUGCAGCAGCGAUAGCGCCAGCUGUUUACUGUCAUACCGACACUGAUUACUCUAUGACCGGAUAUGACGAUUUCGAUUGGAGCGCUUUCGGCGAUUUUUGUUUCUAAUCGCGCUCGCCUAUAUUUCAUCCCUAUAAAAUCCAACCGAUUCGACUGAGUUUUCUGGAAUUUAUUCACGAUUUUCAGGUGAAAUGUCAUCUGUAUUUGUUUGCUUUAUGUACUCGGGGUGUACCAAUUGAUAGGCCUAAAAAAUAAUUUUUUAUGAUACACACUAUACGGGGUGUUCGAAAAAUAGACGGAGAUAUUUCAAUGGGUGAUUCCUUGGAAAAAAAUAUGAGAAAAAGUUUCUAUAAACAUGGAAAUGCACAAUUUAUAGAAAUUUUUUCUCAUAUUUUUUUACAAAAAAAUAACCCAUUGAAAUAUCUAUUUUUCGAACACCCUGUAUGUUAUGGUAUGCCAAUCGUUACUCAGUACUUUAUGCU
Messenger RNA from Anthonomus grandis grandis, 1304 nucleotides. RefSeq lists its product as uncharacterized. Gene Ontology annotation, biological process: regulation of cell differentiation. The record is from RefSeq and is a predicted model, not a curated record. The coding region runs from base 31 to 930 and encodes 299 amino acids. The transcript is spliced from 7 exons. Gene Ontology annotation, cellular component: membrane. Lineage: Eukaryota; Metazoa; Arthropoda; Insecta; Coleoptera; Curculionidae.